Molecule: messenger RNA, 714 nt
Organism: Procambarus clarkii (red swamp crayfish)
Lineage: Eukaryota; Metazoa; Arthropoda; Malacostraca; Decapoda; Cambaridae
Source: RefSeq, a predicted model, not a curated record
AUGAUAACAGCCCUGGAGUGCGAAGUCUGGAAGCUCAGAAACGGUUUAGUAAUUGUAUACAAAGUUGCCAUGAUUGAGGAAUGGUGCAAAGAGUUAGGAAAUGAUUACGUAUAUGGAAGCCUGGCACCGGGUUCCCUGGCCACGGGUUCCCUGGCCUCGGGUUCCCUGGCCCCGGGUUCCCUGGCCACGGGUUCCCUGGCCUCGGGUUCCCUGGCCAGGGGUUCCCUGGCCCCGGGUUCCCUGGCCACGGGUUCCCUGGCCACGGGUUCCCUGGCCUCGGGUUCCCUGGCCUCGGGUUCCCUGGCCCCGGGUUCCCUGGCCCCGGGUUCCCUGGCCUCGGGUUCCCUGGCACCGGGUUCCCUGGCCCCGGGUUCCCUGGCCACGGGUUCCCUGGCACCGGGUUCCCUGGCCCCGGGUUCCCUGGCACCGGGUUCCCUGGCCCCGGGUUCCCUGGCACCGGGUUCCCUGGCCACGGGUUCCCUGGCACCGGGUUCCCUGGCCCCGGGUUCCCUGGCACCGGGUUCCCUGGCACCGGGUUCCCUGGCCACGGGUUCCCUGGCCCCGGGUUCCCUGGCACCGGGUUCCCUGGCCACGGGUUCCCUGGCCACGGGUUCCCUGGCCACGGGUUCCCUGGCCACGGGUUCCCUGGCCACGGGUUCCCUGGCCUCGGGUGAACAGGCCAGACAAGUUGCCAAACCUGGCCACACAGCAUAA